This is a messenger RNA of Brassica rapa (field mustard), 2430 nucleotides long. RefSeq names its product protein SENSITIVE TO PROTON RHIZOTOXICITY 2. Lineage: Eukaryota; Viridiplantae; Streptophyta; Magnoliopsida; Brassicales; Brassicaceae. The record is from RefSeq and is a predicted model, not a curated record. Gene Ontology annotation, biological process: response to acidic pH; response to aluminum ion.
GAACAAAACAAAAACUCAAGUUAAUUAUUUUCUUCUUAUACAUUAGAUGAAUCAAGAAGAGCAUAUGAAUCAAGGACGGUAUAUUAUGAGUCAAGUAGAAGGCUCAAUGUCUUGCUUCUCCGAGACGAACUCUAGUUCCACAAUCUACAUGAAUCCCAUGAUGGCCGCGACGAGAUCAUCGGGAGAAGACAACGGCAUUCAACUCUCUCUUCUUCUGAAUCUAUCUACCAUACAAGACAAAGUCCAUGAGAUCCAAUCACUGGUCAACUUUUUCAUGAUCUCCCCUAAUAACAAUAACCAAUCCUCCGAGUCAACGUCGUCUUUAGCUGCGGCUAACGUCGAAAGUUUGGUUCAAGACAUCAUCACGGCUGCUUCUUCAAUGAUGCUUACUUGCCAACAACUCCAAAGCUCAACUAACAGCAACAGUAAUAUUGAUACCAAUCAAACCGCAGAUGCAAUGGUUAUGGAGUUCUCGCAAGACUUCGACCCGGAUCGUGAUUUCAUGGGAGAGUCGUCAAUUAACAUUCUUGAUGUCCAAGAAAGAAGGCAUGUUUCGUUUCUCGACCAGACUACGCAGAAUCUUGACUGGUACGGCACCGAAACCACAAACCCUAAAAAAGAUAUUCAUCGUUCUAAAUCAAGAUUAGGGAACUACGAGAUAGUGGAGCUAAGCGUGGAGGAUCUACUAGCGAAAUACACACAUUACUGCCAAAUCUGCGGGAAAGGGUUUAAAAGAGACGCCAAUCUAAGGAUGCAUAUGAGAGCGCACGGAGAUGAGUACAAGACACGUGAAGCCUUGAUCAGCCCAACAAGCCGUGACAAGAACGUCGAGUACUCGUCAAUGAGGUAUUACUACUCGUGCCCUCAUCAAGGGUGUAGAUGGAACCAAAGGCACGAGAAGUUUCAGCCGUUGAAAUCUGUGAUUUGCGCCAAAAAUCAUUACAAGAGAAGUCACUGUCCUAAAAUAUAUAUGUGCACACGAUGCAACGUGAAGCAUUUCUCGGUUCUGUCUGAUCUAAGGACGCACGAGAAGCAUUGUGGGGAUAUCAAGUGGGUUUGCUCUUGUGGAACUAGGUUCUCUAGGAAAGACAAGCUUAUGAGCCAUGUUUCUUUGUUCUCGGGCCACUCACCGGCCCAUGAGCCGUCGCAGCAGCAACCUCCGAUGAUCACCCCCUAAAGUAAUACCACGGCCGGAAUUGAGUUCUAAAAGCAGCAUUAUUGUUUAGUACCCUCUUGAAUAUCUCAUGAUUUUUUUUUGUUGUAACAACUAUCUCAUGAUUAUAUCUAUUAUUUUAAAAGAGAAAUACAUAUAAAUUAAAAUUUGUUUCAUGUAUGAUUUACACAAAAUUCCACUAAAUUUAGUUUUAUUUUUAUAGUAUUCAUUAAUGAUGUUUUAGUUUUUUAAAUAACUGUCACAUUCAUGGGCAUAAUUUAGGUGUCAUAUACGAUUGGUUAUAAUGCAUGUAAACCGAGAGUUCAUACAACUGUACCGAUCACUAUAUAAAAUUAAAACCCAAAACAGUUUUGUAUUCAAACAAAAUUAUUACUCAAAUACGUUUGCACCACAACAAAAAUAUGUCAUACUAAUUAUGCUUGGGUCAGUGUUUAAUCAAAUACCGUUUUAGACGUUUGAUGGUACAAUGACUAGGACAUGGCCUUUGGAUACAAGUUCGGAUAUAAACUGAGUAUUUUGGACUUUCAGGAAUCUAUCUAUCUAUCUAUAUUAUUAAAAGAAAAGUACAAAAUAAAAAUUUCUCUUAGCUUUCAACUUAUUUUUUUGUCAUUAAAACUUAACUUGGGGUCGAAGCCAACAUAAUUCGACCAAACUGGUCAGAGAAAUAGCAAGCAGGAAGAGAAAAACUAAGACGACAUCAAUAGAUGCCGGUUGAAAACCCAUAUAAAGGCCAAACAGAGGACCUGCAGCACUCAAAAGCAAGGAAGACCAGUGAGAUUAACAACCUCUAAUUGCUUCAUCUGUAGCAUUCAAAGCCACUAGCUUCCCUGAGAAUCAGGGUCUUAAGCCAUGCAGGACCCCAGCAACAUACGACUGAAGACGAGUGUCCAGAGUGAAGACGAGUUUUCAACUUAUUUACACUAGAAUACCACUAAGUAAUUAUGAACUUAUAUUUAUGUAUAUAAGCUUUGUCUUUUUCUAAUUUAAUAAAUCAUUUUUUAAAUUGAUCAUAAACUAAAACAACUUCCUAAUUAGAUUUUAAUGCACUAAAAACUACCUAAUUCUAACAUUUAGCAUUUUUUAAAUCUUUUUAUCAAAUUAAACAACCAUAAAACAUACAUAAAUUUUAAAAGAAUCAUUUAUAUAAUAUAUAAAUAAAAUAUAGACUAAUACAUAAAUAUAUUAUUUUAUGUAUAUUUUUAUAUGAAUAAUAGCCCACUGUAAAUUGAUAAAUGCUGAAGAGUAUAAAAUAUAUA